This is a messenger RNA of Haemonchus placei, 474 nucleotides long. NCBI's taxonomy places the organism in Eukaryota, Metazoa, Nematoda, Chromadorea, Rhabditida, Trichostrongylidae. The record is from the annotation of a GenBank genome assembly.
AUGGAGGCACAAUAUAACCGCCAUCACGGAGCCAAAGAGAAACAAUUCAACAUUGGAGACUUCGUGUGGGCUAAGGACUAUCGUUCCGGAUGGCCAAAGCAUACGCCAGGUCAAGUACUACAACGACAUGAAGACAGACUCUACGACAUAGCAGUAAAUGGAGAAAUCUGGAAGAGACAUGCUAAUCAGCUACGCUUACGUGUGAUGAACACACCACCGUACCAACAACAGAAUUCGCUGAGCUACAGCUGCUGCCAAUGUCAGCGUCAGCCAAUGUUACAGGAGAAAGAGAGACAAAACAAUCUACCAUUGCGGGCGGACCGAAAUUCACAUCAGCAAUGGACAGUAUCACAAGAACGACUCCUUUUGAGACUCAAGGAAUUGAUGGACAACGCCAACCAUAUCACGACGCGCACCGAAGCGAUUGAUGGUCGAUCCCAAGAAGGAGACGUACGCUUAGAACGUCCAUCUUAA